GGAGAAGCGGCCGCAGCCGCAGCUGCCUCGGAGCUCUGAGGAGCUGGAGGAUUUGCAAAAGCUGCUGCACUUCCCGGAGGAGGUGGCGCUUAGAUUGGCGGAGAGCGAAUACCAACUGUUCUAUCAGGUGCCGCCAGGUGAAUACCUCCGUCACGUCUAUCAAGCUUUAAGGACUUCAAAGCAGCGCCAUCAGCAGCAGCAAAACCAACAGCAACACAGGGACCAGGCGAGCGAACAAAGCGCCGGCCCGAGCUUCACCAGCAGUUACACGCAAACCGAGGACAAGGCCUCUUGGCCUACCUCCACAGCUUCCGUCAACGUGCAGCAUCUCGCUGAUCGUUUUUCCGCAGUGACCUCAUGGGUGGUGCACGUAAUACACAGUGGAACGACCAGCGAGGAGAAAUUGGCCCUGCUCUCGUGCUUGGUGAGAGUGGCUCAGACAUGCUGGAACAUCGGCAACUUUAAUUCCGCCAUGGAAAUAGUUGCCGCUUUCAAAAAUGCCAACUUGAAGCCAUUCUGGCAAAGUGUCAACGAGUCGAUCACCGUAUUGGAAUACCUAUCUUCCGCUCUUCUGUCUUCCGAAUACGACAAUGCCCUGGCCCGUGCCCUGGCGAUGCCGGAAUGCCCGGUGGUACCGUUCUUCGGAGCUUUUCUACACGAGCUCCGAGCAAUCAUCGCUACCCCCUCGAAGCCUCCUUCGGAGAGCAGAGAAAAAGAGACUUCCCGCGCUAGCAGUAAGGAGGGUGAAUCCCUCGACAACGUGCCUUUACUCUCGCCUGGAGCGAGAAACAUCGGUGGUGACGCCGAUUCUCCCCGUUAUCCUCCUCAUUCGCAACAACAAAAACAACAACAUACCUGUGAGCAACAACAUGAUGCCGAGCUACGGCGUCGGAAUCUCGAACGAUCCGAUAGCCAUUCCGAGCCUCAGUCGCCAAGGCGUAAACCCUCAGACGAUGAGCCCACCAUUCAUUCCGUUCUCGAUAAGAUAAUGCUCUUCCAUCAGCAUCGUCACCACCGUGGCAAAGAUGCAACGACUGGCUCGUUGCAUCGUACGUUGAGCUUUCACACCUCAUCCUUGGAGCAGACAUACAUGGGUGAUGAGUGUGACGAAAACGACUAUCAUCUUGACCUCGACUCCUACAAACCAGUGCAGCCUGUCAAGCACGAUCAUGGAGUCGCCCUGUUUCCUGUAGCCGCGCCUCAAAAUGGCAUGGACCUACAUUUUCUUCAGAUAUUGCAUCACGGCACAACGUUGGUGCACUGGGAAUGCGAAGGAGGUGCGUCGCGAACAGCACUAGUAUACGCUCGCAUAGAUCGAGCAUGCGGCACGUUUAUCUGGGAGAAGCCGACAUGGAGCCCAUUGAAAACGGGAACGGCGACGCAGCCAAGCACCAUGAACGAGUUUACAUUGACGGUGGACGCGGAAGAAGUGGUGUCGAGUGGCCUCGUCGCACGUUAUGGUGCUUCACCGGCCGACUGUGCUGCCGUUACACUCGAAGAAGGUUACCUCGAUCUGUCGUGCGUGAAGGAGGUAAUGAUUGGCUGUUGCGACCGCGACAGAGAUCAAGAUUUGCGGGCUAUUUGCAAGCGAUAUGGGCUACCUGGCUCGGACUCUUGCAUCGGCCUCAUGUACGGCUCCAAUCUAUCCGACAAUCGGCUCAUUUUUCUACUCUGUCCUCCGGCGCUCAGCAAGAUAUGGUACAUGGGCCUCUGCUGGAUUCUUCGUGGCCUGAAACGCCAGCAGCAGCUGACGGAUCGUCGCUCACGUUGGCUAAAGGAGAAAUAUCUGCAGCUAUACUUCGAAGAGGGCUGCGUGGAGCCGAUGACGGCAGACGCGAUACGUAUCUUCGGCGGUCGUGACUGGUCGAUGACGGAGAACAUCGGUACUUUAUCGCCCACCGGUGGCAACGCCAUGCGCAAGCGGAACGUCAAGAGCAAGAAGACCAAGUCCAUUGGAAAUAUUCACGCGCUUACUAAGGAGAGCUUCAAGCAAUACGAUGCCUCGACGCCAGAGGUUGGUUUAUCGGCAACGCCCCUACGGCACAUCCAGGGCAGCCGCGAGUCGUUGACGAAAAUGAUGCCGGCCUCGCCACGAGCAGGGAGCAGGGAGCAGCAGCGUGUCGCCGUUGUCGGAGGUGGAGUUGUCGCAGUGGCGGCGGCCGCCGCAGCGGCAACUACUCCGCGUUCGCCCCCAGGCUCCACCGAGCGAGUCGUCACUCUGCCUUACGCCAGUCUUCAAAGCCUAUUGUGUGUCGGCAGAGAAAAGGAGAAAAAUGGGUCGGCAGCGGCGUCAACGACUACAGGUCAACAUAGUCAGGUAACAAGUGUGACAAGUGGCACGGCCGAAUCACCAUGGCAGACGAAAGCUCGCACUACAUCCAUUAUGUACGAGACCCAGCUGAACUUCGUGGAAUUCGUGGCGUUGUUUCGCUCGUUCAGCUUGCGCGCUCGCAAAGACCUCAGGGAUCUGUUUGGCCAGCUUGCAAUCACCUGCAGAAGCCAAAGUGACGGCUCGCUCAGGGAUUUCAACUCGCUUAGACCCUCGGUUCUAAGGCAAACCAGCGAUGCCACGCCGCAACGAAUCGGUCUGCUAACACGCAACAACUCAAUUGACUGUCAUGAGUAUAAAAGCAGCAGCAACUUACACAAAAAGCAGAUAUUCGAUGCGAUAGCUGCUGCGAGCAUUGUGAAUAAUUGCUCAGGCGUAGAUACCUCCAAGUCCCAGGUCAUAACGCUCGCCACCUUCACCAAAUUUCUCGAAUCUCGCCAGCAGGAAAGACUUACCGACGAUGAAAUUAAGGCACUUAUCAAGAGACACGAGCCAGAUCCGGCGUUGCGCACACAAUGGUGUUUGUCCUUCGAAGGCUUUGCCCGCUAUAUGAUGGACAAGGACAAUUACGCUUUUCCCAACGAGUACGCGCUACCAGCCGACAGCGAGAUGCUGCAACCGCUUUCACAGUAUUACAUCGCAAGCUCGCACAACACCUACCUAACCGGACAUCAGCUCAAGGGCGAGUCGUCGGUGCAGCUUUACUCUCAGGUUCUGCUGACUGGCUGUCGAUGCGUGGAACUUGAUUGUUGGGACGGCGAUGACGGCUCACCUUUAAUCUAUCACGGGCAUACCUUUACCACCAAAAUCCCUUUCCGAUCCGUGGUCGAGGCAAUUGACAGGAGCGCCUUCGUUAGCUCGCCCUAUCCCGUCAUAUUAUCCAUUGAAAAUCACUGCUCGCAGAGUCAGCAAGCGCGAAUGGCACAAAUUUUUCAGACCGUAUUCGGCGAAAAGCUAGUCUCCAAGUUUCUUUUCGACUCGGACUUCGACGAUCCGCAAUUGCCGUCACCAUCAGCGUUGCGCUACCGUAUCCUCAUUAAGAACAAAAAAAUGGUCGUUGACCCGGCUGUACCGCCAGUACCCGUUCAAGCGCCAAGUACCUUAACGCAAGCACCAGCAGCCUCACAUCGUGGAAAGAUACUCAUGUCCGAGCGCGCUUCUUCGAUGAAACAAAUGCGCACGGAUGUGAGCAGCUCGUCGGUGGUUGAGUACUUCAGCGAGGACGAGGACGACGAUGAGGAUUACUACGAAUACGAUAAUGUUGAUGAUAAUUCAAUCUCAAGCUACGAGCGUUAUCUUGGUGGUGGUCACACGCACGUGCGUAUAAAAAGCGAUCCAGCAGUCGACGAUAAAUCGCAAAAACAAAGCAGUCAAAUCGCCAAAGAAUUGUCAGAUCUGGUGGUCUAUCUGCAGGCGAUUAAAUUCCGUGGGUUGAAUACAGCGCCAGGACCAUCCGGUGCAUGCAGGAUACGCCAUCAAGCGCAUACCGGCCAGGUGCAGCGCCAUAGUAUCGCUGGUAUCGGCACAACGAGUAUAGCUGGCUCGCUGUCCGGCUCACCGCAAAGCCUAUCCACCUCCACUUCGGUGGCUAGUGGCGCGAGCAACGCUGAGAAUCCCUUCAGUCGAUCACAACGGGGCAUGCCGGCAUGUUUUCAAACGUCAUCGCUGAACGAGAGUGCCGCCAAAAAGAUCUGUCGCAAACAGCCGUUAGGCGUGUUGGCCCACGCCGAGACACAACUCAUUCGUACCUAUCCGGCUGGCAUGAGAAUAGAUUCGUCGAAUUUUAGCCCCGUGAUAUUCUGGGCCUUUGGAAUACAAAUGGUCGCGCUCAAUUAUCAGACUGAUGACGCGGCCCUUCACCUCAACGCGGCAAUGUUUGAACAGAACGGCCAGUGUGGCUACGUGUGCAAGCCCUCCGUUAUGUGGGACAAGAAGCAUAUGAUGUACAGGCGAUUCAACCCGUGGGACAAGGAAUUUGACGGUCUACACUCAGCCCACCUAACCCUGUCUAUCAUCUCAGGUCAAUACGUGUCACCCUCGAACCUAUUAACCAGCACAUACGUCGAAGCUGAACUUGUUGGUAUCCCUAUAGACUGCUCUAAGCAUAAAACCAAAGUUAUUCAGGGUAACGCGCUUAACCCCAUCUGGAACGAGAAAUUCUGCUUCCAAGUGAUGUUCAAGGAUCUUGCUUUUCUUCGUUUUGGUAUCAUUGACGCCAAUUCACAUCAUCCAAUAGCUCAACGAGUGCUGCCUCUAAAAUGUUUGAGACCUGGUUAUCGACACGUUCGUCUACGGAACAUGAAGAACAGAUCUCUGGCACUGUCGACUAUAUUCAUUUAUUCGCGGAUGGAGGAGGAGAGUUUAGAUUACAAUACGUGCUGUAGAAAUCAUAAGGAGACGUCAAAGAGACCAUCAUCAAGCAAAGAGCCUGAAAAACUGACAACCGCAGAUCCUGGACUCGGAGGCGUAACUCUCAAGCGACGCAUGUUCUUCUUGAUGGUAUACCAUAUAAUGCCGAGCGAACCCUACACAAUUCUGAAAGUCACACAAGAAAGUACGACCCACGAGGUGAUGCUGCAAGCUCUGCAGAAAGCUAAUGUUUCAGCUGACCAUGUAGACGAGUACAUUCUCGUUGAGGAGGUGUCGCGUGGCUGGGAGAAGAGAGAUCGCGAAGAACUUCCAACUCAACGUGUAUUGGACGUUAACGAAAGACCACUUCAAGCUCAAGCUUCAUGGAAAGGUCAAGGUCGUUUUAUACUGAAGCGCGUUGGUGAUGAUCCGAGCAGUCGUGCCUGGUUAGCUUCGAUCAGAAGUACAGCUGGCCAUAUAAAGUUGAACGAGAAUAGCUCUAAUCGUGAGAUCACGCAUAUCUGGGAAGAGGCUGACACUUUCCUCGUGUGCAUCUACAACGUUUCGCCCGACAUUCCUUACGCCAUCUUGAGGGUACCCGUGACGAGUUCGGCCCAAGAUGUUCUAGCUCAAGCUCUGAUCAAGGCAAGGCGCAUGGAAGACCCAAGCAAAUUUGCACUUGUCGAAGAGCUCGAAUGGGGUGGUAGCGGAGCUGUCGGCAGCGGUAAGUGUCAGUUCCGUGUCCUUGCCGAUGACGAGAAUGUAUAUACGACACAAGCAUUCUGGAAGACUCUGGGCAGGUUUAUUUUGAGAGAGCGCGAGCAAGCUAUACCAAGGAGACAUUUGAUUCCCGCAACCCUGGAUCGGCUUAGCAAAGGCUUUUCCGUUGGUCGUUCUGUUUCCCUGCCAGGAUCCAGCAAGGAAAAAGUACCCGUCGCUGAAGCUCUGUCAGAUCCAACCUCGAGAAGCGUCAGAGAUAGGUUCUUGCUGACAAGAAGACGCAGAGAAGUACAUUCUGAUGGUGAGGAUGCCAGAGAAUCAGAUGUACUUACAGCUGCGAUACAAUUGAAGAAGACGACACUAAGAAGAUUUUGCGCGUGGAAGUCAUAGUGGCAGUCGAGGGCGACCGCGUUAUCCUCCCUUUUUGUAACCAGGAGGAAUCAUUGAACGCUCUGUUAAUCGUGUGUCGCCCCCGAUCCUAAAUUUUAAAUACCCGCAAUUCCCCAUCACGUUCAAACCUCAAACAACAAAUUGUGAUUUUACUUUCUGUUUGUGUUUUGUUUUUUUUUUAUAUUCUUGAUUAUUACAGCAAGUAUAUAAUGUUUGUGUGAGAGAGUUAAGAAUUUAUUUAUGAUUGGUUAACGUUAAAAAAUAAAUCUCCAAAAAGGUAUUUCUUAAUAUACCGUAUAUCGAGAUACUAGUAUAUAUCUUAUGAAACUUGCUAAGGAGGUAAACAAUAGGAGGUGAACUUCGACAAAAACUCAUACACAUACACGCGACUUUUUGAAAAGCUUUUUCGAUAACGAUCGUUUUUAGCAAAUUUAAUCUAAGCACACAAAUUUGUCUACCACCAUUAGUGAUUCGUUUUUUUUUAUUGUAUGUCCUUAAUUGAAUAAUUGAAAGUUUAGUUAGAACAAAUUAUGAAACCUUGAUGAUUUUUUCGAUAAUGGCAUUUUCAAAAAGUACAAAAGAGUAAGGCUCUUUCACUCGUAUUCGGAUUGCAGGGCGUUCUUGAAUAACAAUAACAUCUCUGUCGAUUAUCUUGAUAACAUGUUCAACAUUUAUAAUGCAAUGAAUGUAAAAAUUACGCAUAAAAAAUAAGGUUUAUAAAAUAGAAAAUACAUUUACAAAAAAAAAAUAACUAUGGCUUACAAACACGAUGAGAUAUGAUAAAAUCUCUUAGUCAAAUAGCAGGAAAUACUGAAAAGUGAAAAAAGAAAACGCCUACUCUAUAAUACAUAAUGCAUUUCAUAGAUGAUGAAACAAUGACAAUGAUGUACUGCAUAUUUACGAUAUUAUAGUUUUCUUACGGCCUUUUCCUAGCCCUUGUAGUUAAUUGUUAUUACACUACUCUUCAAGAUGUCGCUGUAUAAUUCCAUUUCAUUUAAAAAAUGAAUGUUGGUCUGUACGAGGCAGAAGUUAUCCUUUUGCCAAUAUAUAAUGUUACUAUUAUUAUUGGCAAUCCGAUAUUUUGUAAAACUUAUAUUAUUGUAUAUUUUUUACAAAAUUAAGAGAACAUGAAAGAAUAAAAUGAAAUUAAAUCAUAUCGGUGCAAAAUAUUUGUUGCAUCGCACUCUCGAUAUCUCUUAUAGUAUCAUGAAAUUCAGUUGCAGUUCGAGGUGAAUGCUUUUUUAAGUUAUAUCAGAGCCUCAUAUCUUAUCUCAACACGGAUUGUGAUAAAAAUAUAAAGUAAACCUAAGAAAGUCCCGUUAUUAUCAGAUGCUCUGUGCUAAUUUACGUGAAUGAUGUAAUUUUUGUCACUUCAUGAAGAAAAUAUAUGAAUCAAGAUAUUACUAUAUAAAUAUGCAUAGCUAUAUUAUAUUUUGGAUGUAAACAAAAUUUUUAUUUUGAACGUUGUAGCCGUUGAUCGUGCUUUGAAAAAAAUCUUCUAAAUAUUGUUGUUACUGAGUAGAUACAUGAUGACAUUUUAUAUAUAUACUUUCCUAAUUGAAUACUCGGUUAAGCUAUAAUAUUAAAACUAUAUACUAAUUCAUUAGAACUAACGGUAAUAACAGCCAACGUAACUUCUGCUGCAAGUUUCUAAUUAUUAAACUUAUGAACGAGUUAUUCGGUCAAAGUGAGAUGUAUCUAUGAAAUUUUACAGAUAUAAAGGAAAAAACUCGUGUUAGUGCAUAAGAAACGUAAAAAAAUACACGUUUUUCACGUUUGUGCAGUCUUAUGUAAGUUUAUUAAUUGAGCCAAAUAAGCAUUCGCCUUGCAACAAAAUAGUUUUUGAACGGAAUUUUCAAAGGCACUAUUUGUUAUAUGCACAAAUGGUCUUUUGGAUCACAGUAUUCGUCGAGACUGCGCUCCAAUUUUUGCGCAAGGUGAAAUAAUCACGCACUCUAAGAUUAUUUAUAAUAAAAUUAAAUAAUCGUUAAAAAUAGUACGAUAUAUUAAAAUAAAAAUGUAUGCAUAUAUAUUAUUCUAACAACUUGAAACUCAAAUAGUGUGUUAUACACUAAAAAAUUUUCAAUCAUAAGGAAAAAUAUAUAUAAAUAAGUUGAAAAAAAAGGUUUUAGAAUAACAUGAACUCUCGUCGAGUGCCAAUUGCGUACACUUCCAAGUCAAUGUCAACGCCAUCGAUUCGUCGAUCAUACAUUCAAAAGUUACUAAAAGCUUUUCAAAAUGCCCUUCUCUAUAAAAUAAUAUGUUACUUAAACGCAUAAUGACAACGCAAGAUGGGAAAUAUUAAAAAAAAAAGAAGCAAUAACCCCCAUUUUUUCUAUCUUGCGCUUAGAGACUUUUAUUUUUCUACAACGAAUACACAAUAGAUAAGUGACAGAAACGUCAUCACUUUUUUAUACCCAUUACAACAGAUUUUUCGACUUGCAUAAUGCAUCCUUUAUAAUUUUUUCAAAAAGAUUUUUAAUUUACUGUCAACUUUUAAUAAAUUCAAUAAUAUUAUAAAUUCUUUUUCCCAAAUUUUCACUCAGGCAAUACGUAGAAAAAUUUUUUCCCGAUUUUAUUAAUUUAUUUUAAAAAUAUAUGCAAAUUUCUUCGUUAAACAUUUCUCAAAACAAUCGUCCAAUUUCAUCAAUCUAUAUUGUAUACCUGUUACAAUCGAUGGAUCGACGCGCAAUUGUAAUUAUAUUCAAAUUUCUAGGACCUCACGUAGAAGUAAACAUCGAUUAGACAUAGAGUAAUGACUAUUUCAAGAAAUGGUAACAGUUGAAAUUGAGCGAUAAAUAAGCGGGAUUGAGAUAUUUAAUAUAUAACAUUAGAAUAUGUGUAGAUAAUGUUUCUUCUAUAUUGAAUUAUGCAAAAUUUCGAACACGAAUUUCAUAUCUAGAAAUAUAUUUUAUGGACUUUAAUAGUUUGGUCCCUUCAUUUUCAGGUGUAAUUCUCAUCAACAAGAACAAAUUAGUUUCUAUAAGUUUUAUGUUUUGAAUGUAUAAGUGUUAUAACUAUAUUUAUAAUGUUAUAAUUAUCAAUUUAUCGAAAUAAUAUAUUUACCUACAUAAAUAUAGUUUAUUAUAUAAAAAUGGAUUUUUGUACUUGAUAACAAACAUGUAAAUCUAUUAAAAUUGUUCAGAUGUAUUGUUGAACUACGAAUAGGGUUAUUAUUAAUAAAAUGAACGUUGCUUUGUUUUCAUGGUUUUUUAUAGUUUUAUAUAGAAAACAUUUAAUGUAAAGCAGUGAAUUUCAUAAACAGAAUAAUAGAAGUAUUAAAAAGUAAACUUUCGUGUUCGAGAUUGAAAUGUUUAGAUUUCCUACUCUUCCUUCUUAAUAAUAGGGUGCGCGUUUCAAAAAUAAAAUGAUUCACUAGAUGCCAGUGCUUCUAUGAUCAUUAUACAUAUAACAGCGUACGUAAUUAACUACUUUAAAUAUUCGGGACCAUUCUGAUAAAAUAUUUAAUAAAAAAAAUUUUUAACAAAAAAAAUACAUUUUUUUGACCGUAAGCAGUAUUAAGUUUGUAAUUGAUUUCUUUUGCAUACAUUCUAUAACCUAUAAAAUUAUUGUGUACAUAUCUAACAAUGUUCUUGAUAGCAUUGCAUAAUACAUAAAAAAAGUAUUGGCGCACAAGCAGAUUUAUCAUGUGACUAUAUAUAUGGAAAUAAAAAUACGCACAUGAAGCCAUUCAUAAAAUGUACGAAAGUGAACACAUAUACAGCGAUAUAAAAAAGUGAUUAAGUUAUAUCAAAUGAACCCAAAUGGAAUAGUUCUGAAAUGUUGUGUAAUGUUUCUUAAGUACAAUUCUAAUCAUCCGAUCCACUUUUUCGAAUUAGUACGUACCGUAGCCAGGCUGGCCGGGCUAUCAAAUAUUACAUGCGUUCAAACUACUGAUUCGUUUCAAUAAUACAAUAAAAUAUUGUAACUUGAGUUAUGCGACUGGUUUUUCGCAUACAUUUAUCCAUACAAUACUAAUUUGAACAAUUCUACUUAUAAAACGAUACAACAGUUUUUCAAACUUCAAAUUUUCAAUUUUUUUAUUAUAAAUAUUGUCUUUGUAUCGAAAGUAAGGAAAUACAUUUUUUAUUACAAUACCAUAAGCUAUUAAUCUAUUGAAAAAUAAAUAUAAAGUGAAAACAUAGGUAUCACUACAAAAAUUAGAUAAUGAAUUGAAAUCGUUUAAAAAUGUAAAUUUUGUGUAUUCAUAACGCUUAAGUUGGUAUGUUAAAAAAUGUUAUUUCAUUUCAAUAAUUAAUUAAACAAACUAUUUUCAUUUACAUAGAGAACAGAUAAUAUGUUCAUGGAUAUUGUUCUACGAGAAAGUCAUUUCAUGUUUUAGUAACGAGUUUUAUGGAUAAAAUAAAUUAAUUGAAUAGUUACCCUCAUAAGCAAAUAUUAGACAUUUUAUCAGUUUUAAUAAAAUAAUAAUAAAAUGUAUUUGGAUUUUUGUAUAAUGUAUUUUUAUUCGCUUACACCUGAGAUUUUCAUUGUUACGCAUAUCAUCUCAUGCAAACCAAACACUUGAUCACAUACACGGUGAAUAUUGUACACUACAUCCGCUUUUCUAACAUUUUGCUUUGCAACUUGGGAAUGCAUACGCUUCGUCGAUGAAAAAAAAUAGUUAUAAUGAAAGGAAUUAUUGUUAUACAACUAAUGUUCAGAAACAAAUGACAUGUCAUAUAACAGAAUUUUACCCGUGGAAAAAGUUCACAUAAAAUUAUUAAAAAAGGUAAGUCACAUUCCGAAAUGUAUUCACAUGUGAUGCGCCAGAGACUGUUUGGUAAAUAAAUUGAACAAAUUUGGAAUGUGCUUGUUUUUAUUAAAAUAACGUGGGAAUUCGGUUAAUUAAAAAAAUAAUAUAGCGGAAUAAAAAAUUAUUCUGUAUUCUUUGUGAAUGCAUAGUAGAAUUAAUAAUUGAAAUACACUGUAACUCUUGCCGUAGCAUAUAAUUACAUAGAGAAUAAUAUACUUUGGCGUAUUUUACCGAGUAGUUUUUCUCCAUUUGUUUCAGAUAAAACAAUAAAAAUAUUAAUAAAUAUUGACUAUACAAACGUAUAACCCAAAGCAUGCGGCCAUUUAGAUUAUGAAAAUCGCUAUUACUUAUAGUUAUUACAAUAACUAUUCAUUAUGAUUAACAUUGUUGAUGCAUCUACGUGUAAAUAAAAAUAAAGAGCAUUU
Messenger RNA from Phymastichus coffea, 10969 nucleotides. RefSeq names its product 1-phosphatidylinositol 4,5-bisphosphate phosphodiesterase epsilon-1-like. The record is from RefSeq and is a predicted model, not a curated record. Gene Ontology annotation, molecular function: phosphatidylinositol-4,5-bisphosphate phospholipase C activity; guanyl-nucleotide exchange factor activity. Gene Ontology annotation, biological process: lipid metabolic process; phosphatidylinositol-mediated signaling; small GTPase-mediated signal transduction. The transcript is spliced from 16 exons. Lineage: Eukaryota; Metazoa; Arthropoda; Insecta; Hymenoptera; Eulophidae. Bases 473 to 5788 code for a protein of 1771 amino acids.